Messenger RNA from Olea europaea var. sylvestris, 1373 nucleotides. RefSeq names its product probable cinnamyl alcohol dehydrogenase 6. Gene Ontology annotation, biological process: lignin biosynthetic process. Lineage: Eukaryota; Viridiplantae; Streptophyta; Magnoliopsida; Lamiales; Oleaceae. The transcript has 6 exons. Bases 52 to 1134 code for a protein of 360 amino acids. Gene Ontology annotation, molecular function: cinnamyl-alcohol dehydrogenase activity; zinc ion binding. The record is from RefSeq and is a predicted model, not a curated record.
UCUUCACUCAUAUCCUCUCUCUCUCUCUUAGUGUGUGUGUGUGUUUUUUGUAUGGCUCAAACAACUCCAAACCACACACAGACUGUUUCAGGAUGGGCAGCUCAUGAACCCUUCGGCAAGAUCACGCCGUAUGUUUUCAAAAGGAGAGAAAAUGGAGACAACGAUGUUACCAUCGAAAUUCUAUAUUGUGGGAUGUGUCAUACAGAUCUUCAUUACAUCAGAAAUGAUUGGGGCAUCACCAUGUAUCCUGUUGUUCCCGGGCAUGAAAUAACUGGGAUAAUAACAAAGGUGGGCAGAAAUGUAAGCAAAUUCAAGGUGGGGGAUAGGGCAGGAGUUGGGUGUUUGGCAGCAACUUGCUUGAAGUGUGAAUACUGUAAAGAUGGCCAAGAAAACUAUUGUGAUCAAGUUCAGUUUUCUUACAAUGGCAUCUUUUGGGAUGGCAGCAUCACUUAUGGAGGCUACUCAAAGUUUCUGGUUGCAGAUCAUAGAUAUGUUGUUCGAGUGCCGGAAAGCGUGCCGAUGGAUUCAGGAGCACCCCUAUUGUGUGCAGGAAUAACUGUGUAUUGUCCCAUGAAAGACAACAACCUAUUGGAUUCACCUGUGAAAAGAAUUGGAAUUGUUGGAUUGGGAGGCCUUGGCCAUGUUGCAGUGAAAUUUGGGAAGGCAUUUGGGCACCAUGUAUCAGUAAUCAGCACAUCACCAUCCAAAGAGAAAGAAGCUAAAGAGAGAUUGGGUGCAGAUGAUUUCAUCAUAAGCACCAAUGCUGAACAGAUGCAGUCAAAGAAAAGGACCCUAGACUUUAUUUUGGAUACAGUAUCAGCCAAGCACUCUUUGGGACCACUAUUGGAGUUGUUGAAAGUCAAUGGAACUUUGGUGAUUGUCGGUGCACCUGAUAAGCCUGUGGAUUUACCAUCCUUCCCCUUGAUAUUUGGCAAAAGAGUUGUGAAAGGUAGCAUGAUAGGAAGCAUAGAAGAGACACAAGAAAUGAUGGACGUGUGCGGAAAGCACAACAUAACAUGUGACGUUGAGAUGGUAUCCACAGAUCAAAUUAAUGAAGCUCUUGACCGACUUGCAAAGAAUGAUGUGAAGUAUCGGUUUGUCAUUGACAUUGCUGGGAAAUCGUCAAAUCUUUAGAGCUCAUUACACUUGCUACUUUUGCAUUUAUAAGAGAUUUUAGCUUUACAUAUUUUCAUGUGCUCAAAAAGAAAUUAAACCUUGAAGGCCGUCACAUAAUAUUAUUUAUGACAGGUAGUAUUAUAACCGGCGUCAACACAAUUGCACAAAUCUUGGAACUGUAUUUUUCGAUGGUUGUUUUGGAACUAUAAUGUUCGAUGGUUGUUAUCACAAAUAAUGGGAUCUAUUUAUUUAUUGAA